This is a messenger RNA of Branchiostoma floridae (Florida lancelet), 1720 nucleotides long. Its product is annotated as F-box only protein 47-like. The record is from RefSeq and is a predicted model, not a curated record. Gene Ontology annotation, molecular function: protein binding. The transcript has 10 exons. Bases 325 to 1716 code for a protein of 463 amino acids. Lineage: Eukaryota; Metazoa; Chordata; Leptocardii; Amphioxiformes; Branchiostomatidae.
AACACACGCACACCCCUGAGCGCGAAUGGACGGUUCCGUUGCGAAGAAGCAAGAUGGCGGACAUCGGGUGGCAACUUCUGCAGACGACACUUUUCCUUUAGUUUGAGGAAAUAUUUGACCUCCCCAUAAUGUCUGAAUGUCUAAACAUGUGCAGUUAGUACAGGCUACGAAUUUUCUGACUGAGUUUCCGUUUGAAAUUUGGUUAUUUCAUGAAGUACAUGCUUCUCGCUGCUCCGACUUCGCAUAAUUUUCCCGCCAUAAACAAAGCUGCAGACGACCAAGUUGAGGUUCGCACCGCUUUGUAUAUUUCCCUGCUACCCCAUCAUGCUCCCUGGAGAGACCUCCACCCCCCUCCCUGUGGCUGCCGAGGCCUACACCCCCCCUGACGCUCCCCCCUGCCGGUGCCAGAAGGCAAGACGGAGAAGUUCACGCCUCAUCUUUAAGGAACGGUCGCUUAGCAACAGCCGUGCCAUUCAGGAUGGCCCCUUGGGAUUCUUUGAGAUCCUCCCAGCUGAAAUGAUCUACAACAUCCUGUAUGAGCUGUCCAUAGUGGACCUGUCCAUCCUGACCAUUGUGUCCAAGGCAGUGCGCGGGCUGGUGGAAUGUUUCAUGGACAGCAAACGGGGGGAGGACAGGCUGCUGCUGAGGGUCUCCUUACACCAGCCGGCCUGCCAGGAGCACCAUGCCAGCCUCAUGCAGCACUUCCGCAGGCUAGGAGUUCUACAUAAGAGAGUAACUUGUCUCUACACAACAAGGGACAGGCUCAGGAUCAUGGAGCAAUUCAUCAGAAAGCUGGACCUGCUGUCCUGCCUGAGCUGCUCCAACCACUGCCUGGCGCUGACGUGUUACGGGCGGUUCCUGCACACGGUCAUCGCCGGCUGGGACGAGAUGGAGUGUCUCAGAGUGUACGCCAUCAUCAACUCUCAUGUGCAGAGGAGACUCACACAGGUCCUGCAGUCAACACAUGGUUGCCAUGGCGAUGAUGAGCUGUACCUGAGGCUGUUCUACAGAAGAGUUCUGCUGGACCAGUGUGAACAUCAGCUAGAACGAGCGUUCUGGCUCAGCCGAAUGCUGAAGCCCCUUCCCAUGGUGCACCAGGCCCGGAUGCUGUACCUCCUGUUUGGGCCCGUCUGUUUUCAGGAGGAUGGUGCGGUGUGGUUAGAGAUGGGGGAUGCAGAAAGCAACACCCCCGCCUCCACAGUGGUACUGGCCGAGCUGGGAUCAGCCAUCAAGACUCUGCACAACUACUGCAGGGAGUGGACAGAGGAUGACAUCAUCGGGGUCAUAGAGGAGGUCACUGCGCUCCCGGAGACCUGGACACCCGAGAACGUGGCGCGCCUGCUGACCCUGUGUGGGGAGAACAUCUGUGUGAAGUUGCUGGGCAGCAAGGCCAUCAACGGGAGGCUGGAGGAACUGGCGGAGGUCAUAGUGCACCUGGCAAAGGUGUGUGUCAAGGAGCACUACAGCACCCAGUGGGUGAUACAGGUGACACGUCGCGUCUGUCGCUACAUGGACAUCCCUGCCGACAGGAGAAGUUUCCUCAUGGCCAUUCCGCAGACUUUCAAGGAGUUUCUGAUGGACAUGCAUGAUGAUGCAGGGGAAGACACGGACCCCACAGACCUGUACUACAUACUGUCAUCCUUCCCUCUCUCUCCCAUUCUAACCAUCCCACCCCCACCCCCAGGGGAAGACACCGACCCCACAGACCUGUACUAAAUGC